GACCACUCGCUGAGCUUCCGUAUUUACAGCAGCAUCCGAGAGAUUAACUAUUGUAGAAAAAUCACGAGAGUUUUCUCUGUAGUUUUUAUAGUUCUAUAGAUGUAACUAUAGACGUUACAGUCAAGUGCGAGCAAAUAUACCUAUUCAUCAUUAUGACGAAACACAACAACACAACUAGCAGAGCCGCGCGGUCGUUAAUGAUUAGUGUUUUUCUUCUAAGCUGCCUGAUUGUGUCGUCUAAUUGCCAAGUUGAGCUAUCGCAAACUACGAACGCUAGUACGAAAAUGCCGGUCGCCGAUGAAGACCUAAGUCACUUGAAAGUCGUCAGCGGCGGUGAUAAGAUGUCACUCGAGGAUUUUGAUCAGUAUCUUGGAAGCUAUAUUGGCGAUGAGAGAGAGUUUGCUUUGGUGUUGGAUUUUGAUGGCACCCUGGCAGAGCUUACGUCGCAUCCAAACCUCAGCGCGAUGACCCCGGAGAUGAAGGAAACUUUGGAGAACAUCGCCAACAGUGGACGAGUGUUUGUAACGAUCAUAUCCGGACGUGACGUACAUGGAGUGAAAGAAAAGGUCGGGAUCAAGAAUAUAGUGUAUUCGGGUAAUCAUGGCCUAGAGGUGCUGUAUCCGGAUGGAAGAAGGCAUAAUCAGGGGAUUUCCAAGGAAUUGUCAGACAAUUUCGGCAAAAUGGUUGAGCAACUCACCAAUGAGUUGGCGCAUGACGGAGCCUGGGUGGAGAAUAAAAAAGUAUCACUAACAUUUCACAUCCGUCAAGUGGAUCCCAAACUGGUUCCACAAAUGGAAGCGAGAGCGGCGCAGAUAAUCGAAUCGUAUGGAUAUCGGGCAAAUAAAGCGCAUGCUGCCAUAGAAGGCAAACCACCGAUCCACUGGAACAAAGGCUUGGCAGCGGAGUUGAUAUUGAAGUCGAACUUUGAUCGCAAUUGGGAAACUCGAAAGGUGAUUUUUGCCGGUGAUGACACCACCGAUGAAGAUGUGAUGAUUGUCAUUAAAGGAUUUGGUAGAUCGUUCCGGGUGAGCAACGAUGCCAAUGUGCAGACCAAUGCUGACUUUAGGAUUCCUUCGGUAAAAUCGGUGUUUUACAUGCUCAAAUGGAUCGAACAGAAGGUGUGUGCAUAGUCGAGAAAAGUGGCACGUGGGUAACGGUUGCAUGAUUCGUGUUUAUAUUAAGUGAUUUUAUUAAAGAACUAGUUUGAAACAAAACAAAAUACAAUUGUUAGCAAAAAUAAAUGAAUUUUCUGAGUGAAAAAAGUGUGGAACGUUCAAAACAACAAACAUUAUUGAAAAGGCUGUGUACGACACAAAGGUUUACAAGAUCUCCUAUCAGUUUAACAAAAACAAAAAUAAUAGUUUUUCGCUAUGUUUUGUAUCAGUUUUUGUUGAAUCUACGAUUGUAAUAUUGACAAAUAUUUUUUUUUAUAUGUGGACACCGUGGCGCCCCAAGACAAUAUUUUUGUGAUGGAUGAUUUACUUCUGAUUUUUCUUAUCAUCAUUCGUCUUUGUCUAAAGCUAGGUAUGCUACAUGCCUUCAACUUGUAUGCAUGUUCUGCCACAAUGCUCACAAGCAUUACAUAUAGAGUUGCAGACAGAUAUGACGACAGAUCACGGCCUUUA
This is a messenger RNA of Aedes aegypti (yellow fever mosquito), 1625 nucleotides long. RefSeq names its product trehalose-phosphate phosphatase B. The record is from RefSeq and is a predicted model, not a curated record. Gene Ontology annotation, molecular function: trehalose-phosphatase activity. Lineage: Eukaryota; Metazoa; Arthropoda; Insecta; Diptera; Culicidae. Gene Ontology annotation, biological process: trehalose biosynthetic process. Bases 153 to 1130 code for a protein of 325 amino acids. The transcript has 3 exons.